AUGGCCAGCGAAGACGCCACCACCACCACCACUACUAAUACCACCGGCCAACCCCCUGUCGUGGUUCUCACAGAGUCUCCGGCAGCAUCUGUGCCCAAGGAGGACCGCCGAAUGAGCGAUGAAUGGGACGCCGCCAAGGUUCCCCCUAGCCGGUUCCAAAAACGAAAAGGCUCCAUCUACGCGACCGCCAGCUCCCGCGAUGGCCACGUCGACCGCAACUACCAAGAAAAGUACCACGCCAAGAUCGCCGAAAUGCCAAAGAGCAAGUAUUUGCCUUACUGA
Cordyceps fumosorosea ARSEF 2679 is the source of this 282-nucleotide messenger RNA. RefSeq lists its product as hypothetical. Bases 1 to 282 code for a protein of 93 amino acids. The record is from RefSeq and is a predicted model, not a curated record. The transcript has 2 exons. NCBI's taxonomy places the organism in Eukaryota, Fungi, Ascomycota, Sordariomycetes, Hypocreales, Cordycipitaceae.